Molecule: messenger RNA, 2392 nt
Organism: Ctenopharyngodon idella (grass carp)
Lineage: Eukaryota; Metazoa; Chordata; Actinopteri; Cypriniformes; Xenocyprididae
Product: hydroxylysine kinase
Exons: 4
Coding region: 1-1068 (355 amino acids)
Molecular function (GO): amino acid kinase activity
Source: RefSeq, a predicted model, not a curated record
AUGCCAACAAAAGAAUCAAAGCCAAAUCUCAGCCAUUCCCAGGUUACUGAGAUUAUCAAACGAGUCUAUGGCUUGACCAUGUCCAUCAUUCGACCAUUGCCCAGUUUUGAUGAUCAGAACUUUUACGUGGCCCCCAGUGAUGGUGGAGAAUAUGUUGUAAAGAUUAUGAACUCUGCAGACAGUCACAACAUCACUGUUAUUGAGGUGCAGAAUCAUGCCAUGACCUUCUUACACCAGAGAGGCUUUCCUGUCCAGACUGCUUUGCCCACUCUGACUGGCCAACUCAUGAGCUUAGAGGAAUUUGAUUGUGGUUUUGGCACACAGAAAUAUUUAGUGCGCUUACUUACCUACCUGCCUGGCACUACCAUAGCCAAAAUUACCUGCAGCCCUCAGAUCUUGUACGAUGUUGGGAAAAUGGCUGCCAGAUUGGAUACAGUUUUAUUGCAAAUGGAGCAUCCAAACAUCACUGCCCUUCAGAGAGAAAAUUUUAUAUGGAAUCUCACCAGCAUUCCACUCUUAAAUCAGUAUAUUCAUGUGAUGGACGGGGAUCCUGUACAAAAGGUUGUUAAAGCCAUUAUUGAGCAGUACCAGAUCCAAAUCAUGCCAAAGCUACCAUUGUUUCGCAAAUGCAUUAACCAUGGAGACUUCAAUGACCACAAUCUCUUGGUGAAACCUUAUGGACCCUCAAAGUACAAGAUCACUGGGAUUCUUGAUUUUGCAGACAUGAGCUAUGGUUAUUUUAUAUUUGAGCUAGCCAUAACUAUCAGGUACAUGAUGAUUGAGAAUCCCAAUCCAGUCGAUGUCGGAGGGCCAGUGGUGGCGGGAUGGGAAAGUGUUUUUCCUCUCAAUGAGGUAGAAAGAGACUCAUUGUAUUUGCUGGUUCUGUGUCGGUUCUGCCAGUCCCUGGUUCUGGCUUGGCACGCUGUGAUCCAGCAACCAGAGAAUGAGGAGUACUUGAUGAGCACUACCAGGAGAGGUGUACACCACAUCUGCCGUCUUUGGGAGCUGGGUAAAGAGGAAGUGGAAAGAAUAUGGUUCCAGAGUGCUGCACAGAUCAGCCCACCUUGACUGAGCAUUGAAGCACAACAGCUUGCUAUAAAAUAUUUGCAGUAAUCUGGAAUGUCUAGCAUUAAAGAAAUUUUUCACUUUGUUAUGAAGUCAAAUGAUGUCACCACCACCAUGAAAGUUAAUGUGUUGUUUUGGACCUCACAGACUUUCAUUGUAUGAGCAAAAACAUUCUUUACUCCGUGGAACAUAAAGAAGAUGCUGUUUUGAAGAAAGACAUGCACUUGAUCUUAGAUUUUAUCAUCUAAAACCAUUGAUGCUUACAAUAUGAAUGAGCAUUGUAAAAUUAAAUCUGACAUUAUCAGUGAAACUGUCUACACUGGGUGUGGUGCUAUGUGACACGUCACGACAAAUUAAUGACAGUAAACUGAUGACUUCUAUUUCUGAUGAACAACAAGCGUCUGCACUACUUCUGACACAAAGGACAAAUGGAUAUGCAAUGGUCAUUUUAGCCUCUCACCCUUUACCAACAAAUGAUCGAUAGAUAAACACAUCACUAGAGAUUGGCUUUCUGCAGAAAAAGCAGCCAAUUACAAUUCCUUUGUUGCACAGCCUACCAAAGUUAAUGAAAAGUUAAGAAUAAUAAUAUGUUUCAAGUUAUACCGGGGAAAGUACGUGUUCAGUGCCGUUCGCAAGUGUCAAUCAAUGGCAAACCACUUACAUUUCUAUGGUAACCACUCAGAUUCAAACAACUUCAUAACUUGUUUGUGGUAAUGGCAAAAAGAAAGACACACACUCACACAGACACUCUCUUUCACAAACUCACUCUGACAUUUACUAGGAAACACACUCAAACACUCACUCACACACUCAGACACUCACUCACACUGUCACACACUCACUCACACACACACUCACUCACUUACACACACCCUCACUUUAACAUUCACUCACACACACACACUCGCACACACACAUGCUCUCUCUCGCACACACACACACACACACACACACACACACUCACUCACUCACUCACUUACACACACCCUCACUUUAACACUCACUCACACACACAUACACACACAGGUUUGUUAAAAAGUCAUAACUGAAGCUGUUUUCAUAGUAUUUUCUCCAUAGGGAAUUUAUUUUUUUUAUGAAAACUUACAGGCUAAAAUGUUAAAGACAGAUUGUAAGCAGGCCUACUGUAACUAUCCGAGUUUUUAAUCAAUGGUUUUCAUUUUUUAAAAGAAUGCUUAUUUUUUUUUAUUUAAUUUUUAUUGGGUUUAAUUAAUUAUUAUUUAUAAUAGGCUACUAAUUUGCCUAUUUAUUAUGUUAUACUUAUUUUUAAAUCUUAAUUAAAAAAAUAUACUUCUGGCAUACAUUUAAA